Messenger RNA from Bactrocera oleae (olive fruit fly), 5269 nucleotides. It is a transcript of the gene Nup75, whose product is annotated as nuclear pore complex protein Nup75. NCBI's taxonomy places the organism in Eukaryota, Metazoa, Arthropoda, Insecta, Diptera, Tephritidae. Gene Ontology annotation, biological process: protein import into nucleus; positive regulation of DNA-templated transcription; mRNA export from nucleus. The record is from RefSeq and is a predicted model, not a curated record. Gene Ontology annotation, molecular function: structural constituent of nuclear pore. Gene Ontology annotation, cellular component: nuclear pore outer ring.
AUAUGUCAUAAAAUUUUUAAACUAACAAGCUACAUAUUUGCUCAUUUAGUUAAUAAAUACAAUUAGAGAAAAUAUUUGCUAUAUUAAUUAACAACUUAAAUGUUGACCGAUUAUUAACAUUGAUUAUAAGUUAUGUUGUCAUCACUAGGAAAUCUUACGAAAAAUCUUUUUGAAAAGGUGGCAACGUAACCUAAACAAACGUGCAAAUUGCUGUUGUUUACAAAAAUUGUAUUUAGUUUAGUUCGCACGGGGGGUUAAAUUUGAGGAAAUAACAAAAUGUUGAAGGAUUUGCAACAAUUGUAUGAAAUGCACACGGAGGAAAUGGAGCUUGUUAAAGAAAGUAUUACGAAAUACCUGUUGAAAAUAGAUGCAGUAUAUGAAAAAUUUAUUAAAAACAAGGAAGCGCUUGAACAACGCAAUGCAAUCACUUUGAUGGCCUAUGAUAAAUACUUCACAAUACUUUCGAACAUGCUAGAAGUUGCGCGAAAAUUUAAUUUUCAUUUAUUUGUAAAUGAUCUAGAUAAAAAGUCAACUCGUACCUUAUUUGAGGCGUUGGAAUCAUGUGAGCGGGAAGUACAUAACAAAUCGAAGAUGUGCUUGAAAGAGGAACAACUUAUCUACGAUUAUACAAACUUAUCCAUUCUACCUGCGGAGGAAAAUGAGGAAAAUGAGAACUCGGGCAAAGAACUAUGCGCUAUUGAAUAUUUAAAAAAGAAUAUUUCAAAAUAUAAAGUUGGCAGUUUAAUAAAAGGCUCAGUUACUUAUAUUCUUAACUUGGACACGUUGUAUUUUUAUAUAUGUGAUGCGGAAUCUAAAGAAUUUCAACAAAUCGCAAAUUUGAAGAAUAUGAUCCAUCUAAAGCAAUAUACUGAAACUCCACCGAAAGACGAAGUUUUUGGUCUUGUGCUUGACAAUACAAUUCUACGGGCUAUACGAAUAAAAUCAAGCGAAAUUAAAACACAAGUAUUACUAUUAGACUUUGGUGAAACAGCCACAAUAACCGACGCAGACGUGACCUACCGUUUACCAACAGAAAUAAAACGAAUACCCGCCCAAGCAAUUUUAUGUAAAUUGACGGGAAUCAGUGGUCGAAAAAAUAUACCUCAUAAGGAGCUACAAAUAUGUUUACAAGAAUUGGAAUAUGAGAGCACCACUUUCAUCAUAAAAUCAAAACAAGAAAGAGAGGGUACACUACUAUUGGAACUCUUUGAAGAAACAUCCACGAUAACACCAUUGACACCUACGUCUGCAUCAAUAGAAACUUCAACUAACAGAAAAGAAUGUGUGGAUAAAAUAAACAACACAAAUCCAUUUAAAACCACUACAGAAUUCACCAUUGAUGACAGUGAUGAAGCGAUACCAUUAUGUGCAUUACCCAAAAAUCCAAUAUUUACCGAGGGCAACGGUCUUCCCAAUGGUUUGACCGCAGAGGAGAUGGAUAGUUUAGCUGAAGAACCACUCAAUACAUCCAACGCAAUGAAAGCGGUUCUAGGCUACAGUCCAAAAGACGAAGAACGCCUUUGCCGUUUUUAUGAUCCGAACACCGGUGCUUGUUUUAAAGGCGCCAAUUGUCGGCUAGAGCAUACCCCAUCACAACCAGAGGGAUGGACUAAGGAUAGUAUACCAGCGAAAACUAUAAUUGAUGAUUAUUCGCCAGUGACACGUUAUACUGCCGGUCUUAUGAUAAAUAUUACUGUUACACAUGUGGGGCAAAUUGAGUAUUUUCACGCGCAAAUAAAUGAUCCGGAAAAUAUUAUGGAGCCGCUCAUAUGGAAUGAUGAUGAUAUACCGCAAAGUAUGCAUUUGACUAAGCCACCGAUGUUGUACGAUAUUGUUCGUGCUCAAUAUGAAGAUGGGCUUUGGUAUCGCGCUAAAAUAAUGGAUUUUGAUGAAUCUGUUAAAGUCUUCAAAGUAUUUUAUGUCGAUUAUGGCAAUUAUCAAAAUGUCUUGCUGAAGCAAUUAGCAUACUGUGAUCGGUCUACGGAGCAUUUUCCAUUUCAAGCAGUACUAUGUAGACUGGCAGAUAUUAUGCAAAAUCCGGAAGCUUCUGUUGAUUUGCGUGAGAAUGGUAUUCGUACUUUAAAUGCUCUUAUUCUCAAUCAUUCAUUCGAUGUCAAGAUUGUAAGUCAUAACGAUGAUUUAAUAGUACGAUUCAUGGGAGCGCCAUACUCUUCAUAUCCAAAAAGACUAAUUUCGAUGGGUUGUGCCAAGCAAUUUCAUUCGAAUGUAUCUAGUGAUACAGAAACUACGCCCGUCACUAAAUCGGAGUAAUCCAUUUAUGUAAUAUAAUAUUAAUCUAAUUUACCGAAUUAAAAGAUUUGAGUACAAUAUUUAAAAAAAUCUAAAGAUGUAAUAAACAUUAGUUUCGUUUCUUUAUAAAAAAAAAAACUAUAUAAAAAUUGUGUAUCAUUUCAAUUUAUUUUUUAAAGCUGAUCCAGAAACUUAUUAAUAUUAAUGAUUGGUCAUUCAAAAAUUUAUGAACUGUAAUUUAACUAUCAUAACACAGCCGGAUUAAAAGGCGUUCUUAAAAAAUUUAAUACAAUUAAUAUUCUGUACUUAUAAACAAUAACAAAAACUAAACUUUUUUCAAAUACUAUUAUUAAUAUCUUUUAUUUUAUAUUGUACUUACAAAAAAUUAAAACAAAUAUAGGUUAUUUGUAUAUACAAUCUUAUAUUAUAUGUUUUGUGUUAAUUUGAAGUGUUUACAUAUUCUACAAAAUAUGGCAACUCUUAUGUACAUGAACUGUCAAAAGUACGAGCGCCAAAUGUGUCUACAUUUGUAAGGCAUCGAGAAAAAUAAGCGAAUAAACAAAUAUCUUCAACAAUGCAGGAAGAUCAGCCAGCCAUAUUUGCGAUUGUUGAUCCAUUGUGCAGUCGGUAUGAGAACACGCUCACUGGUCAAUUUGUUUCUGGUAACAAAAUUGCUUUAUCUGCCUUUCGACCAAUUACCAGUAAUACGAGGGAUGCUCCAACUGAAUCUGCUGGUAAAGAUGACGUAUUGAUACAUAUGCUUCAACCGGAGUUUGUCUUUGAUGAUCCCAUCCUACGUAGCCUUGUGGCCGAAGCGAAUUCCACAUUUGUGGCACUACAAGAGCUUAAAAAGCGCGGCUCAAAAGCAGAUUAUAUGAAAAUAUCUCGUACUUAUCGCAGUAUUAUACGAGCAUGUCUUGAAAAAUUGCAAGAUGCUAUGGCAAGCGCAGAAGAAGCUGAAGAUGCCGAGUCACAAGCUAAAUAUCAACAGUACAUUUCUAUAUUUUAUUCCAUUGAAUGUGUGUGGCAUCUAAGUGAAAUAUUAUUUCUGGAUGCAACACCAUCCAAUGCGGUAGUACCACAACUACUCGAUUGGAUACGUUUUCAUUUUCCUGCUGCGGAACGUAUGGCCACGGAUCUUCUAUUAUUAGGGCGAGAAGCAAGUGACAACGAUGACUAUUGGCCAGCGCUUAAAGGUCUAAUAAUGCAGGGCCAAGUAGAUGUGGCACGUGCUUUGCUACAUCUACACCCACAAGCUGAAACGGCACACUUUAAACUAACAGAUCAGAUACUGAAAACCAUGCCCACUUAUAGUAUGCAUGGAGCUACUUCAAUACAAAAAUUCCGUUCACAGUGGCAGUAUUGGCUCACUGACACCGAACGAAAAAUUUCUGCAAAUAUUCUCGCCAUUGAACCAAACCUAGAAGAACUAAUUCAGUUAGUAACAGGUGAUACACAAAUGUGGAAUACACAAAUACAGGAAACCGAAUAUUGGUAUGAAUUCUUUCCCGGUUAUCUGUUCUACACCAAUAAUGCAUGCAAGCAUUUCGAAUUGGGCAAUGCUGCCAACACAUGGCUAUCACGUUGGGCGCGCCUCAAAGGACACAACAGUAAUGAGUUGCAAAUGAAACAGUUAGAUCGUGUUAUACUCAGUCUCAUGGAAAACGAUAUGCAUCAAGUUAUACAUGCAAUACAGCUGAUGGCAGAUAAUCAAUGGUUCGUUACACAUCUCACGGACUUGCUCUACAAUUGUGGACAGUUGCAAAUAGUGGGCGAAAAUCAAGUCAAUGAAUGCAUAAAAUUGCGCGACUGUUUACUUUAUGAUUUUGGAAGUUCUCUUAUGACACGCAACUCUCUAUGGCAAUUAGGCAUGGACUAUCUGGACCAUUGUGGCCAAGAGGGUCAAGCCGCAUUGGCGCUACUGCUCACAAAAAUACCCUUUCGCACGGAGAAACAGGCAUUGAAAAUUAUCGGCAUCGCACAGAAGAAGCGCUUUUUCGAAGCUGAGCAAGAAAUUUGUAAAAUUCAGUCAAAGAAAUCACUUAAUGAACAGCGUUAUGGCAAUGCUUUAGAGUGGGCUAUACGCUCGAAAGACACACUCUAUGUCACAUCGAUAGCGGAUUUUCUAUUAAACCACUAUUCCAAAACCGGUGAUAUGCUCUGCCCAGAUGUGAUCGCAAAUAUUGGCGCAAAAAUGUUCAUAUCGCCACGUUUAGUAUUUUUAGUGAAAUAUUUUGAUUUUUAUCAAUUUUACCGAAAGCGAGAUUUUUUGCCUGCUGCCGAGUUGCUAGUCAAUCUCUUAGAGUCGAAAAUAACACCAGAAUAUUUUUGGCCUUCACUACUCAUUGAUUCCAUACCACUACUCGAAUCGAAGGAUCCAAAAAUACUCUCCAAAGAGACUUGCGCCAUACUACAACACUUAGAAACCGAGCUGGUGCCUCUAAUAGAUAAGAAGAAAAAACGUCUGGAAAAGUAUCCGGAUGAACCUAUCAACAUCUUAAAGGACUAUCGCAUCGAAAAUAUUGAGGAAAUCAUCAAUUUACUACGUUUGGCCUGCGCACGCAAUCUAUCACGCGCUAUAAUAAUUGAAAACACUGUUAUGGGUUGAAUACUAUUUAUCAUUCAAUAUUUAUUGUUUAAAAUUUAAACCUUAAAUACAAAUUGUUUACACGCCGCAUUUAGACAUAAAAAAUAAUAAGUUGUUUCUGAUUGUGGUUUUUUAGUCGGCUUCUACAUUGGCUCUGUCGUCGUUACUAUUCGUAAUGUUUACAGUAAAUAUGACUUAAUAAUUAUAAAUACAUAAAAAAUGUAGGUAGGAUAAAGUCAAGUGGUUCAAUAUUGCGAUCUUAUUGAGUCAUAUGUGUCAAAAUAUCCUGACAAAUUCGUUGGAAACAUGCUUUCCAAAAGUUUAUUUCGUAAUUACUUAAUACAAAACUAAAUGUAUAUCGGGCGAGUAUACUACCAUUUAAAGAAAUAAACUUAAAGUAAAGGAGUAGAACUACUUAUUAUGUAAAAAUCA